Messenger RNA from Linum trigynum, 1571 nucleotides. NCBI's taxonomy places the organism in Eukaryota, Viridiplantae, Streptophyta, Magnoliopsida, Malpighiales, Linaceae. The record is from the annotation of a GenBank genome assembly.
AGCGAUUGAAGUAGGGGUACAUGGAUCCGCCCGGAUUGACAAUUUAAAUACUUGCUCUAUACUGCACGCGGCUAGAGUUUAAAAACUUGGACUCUAGUCGGGAUUAAUUUGUGGUGUAGUUUCGUGCGAGUCAAGUUUUUGGCGCCGUUGCUGGGGACCUUAUGGUUCGUUAUCCAGAAAAGGUCGCUUAGUGUUACUCUAGCAUUUUUAAUCUUGCCUUUUUGUUUGUGUUUUGUGUUUCGUGUUGUGUUUUGUUUACCCACUCUUGUCUUAGAAGGGUGGUUUGUGUUUGUUUGAUUUUGUUUGUGUAGGUUAUGAAUUAUGGAUCCCAAUGGCUUCUACAAUAGGUGGGGGUAUCCACAACCACCCGAAUAGGGUUACCCUGGAGCUUCAUGGAGUGAACAAGAAGGGGGAAGCCAAGGAUCUGGGUUCUAUUACCAACCGCCCUUCCAAGACGAACAACCAUAACAUUGGGGAUAUGAAGAGGUUUCUCUAUAUCAAGAAGAUUUCCCUCCACAACCCGAGGGGAAAUCCAAGUUGGAGUUGGCCAUGGAAGCCUUCAUGGGACAAUCAUCAAGACCUUGUGCCACUCCACAACCGGAGCCAAAGAAAAACUGGGAGCUCAUGGUGGAGCAAUUUUCCCGGGGUGCCGACGAAGGAUGCUCCAAUUCGGAUCUUCCCAUCACUGGCCCUAUCGACUCAACCUUUCUUCUGGAAUCGGAGGAGCUCCUUCGAUGCACAAAGAGGCUCGGAGAGCUUAUUGAGCAAGCAUGUGCACAAAUUGCUCACAAUCACCUCCUACCAUUGGAUGAAAGAGAGGAAGUCAAAGAGGCGAGCCAUGAUAGUUUUGGAAGAACGAGCUCCUGCAUGGAUUUCCAACCCCUCCCUCCUCCCAGUUUGACACAUGUGGAGGAGCAAGAGAAUCCCUUCUAUGACAUUGUAUUGCAUUUUGCCCUCAAAUUCGUGCUUGAAGACAUGAAUGGGAAGGAGGAAGAAGUGAUUGAAGAGGAGGAAGUGAGCAUUGACGAGGAGGAAGAUCUUGGGUGUUCCCAUUGGGAGGAAUCAAAUUUUGAAAAAUGAAGAAGAAGGUGCAAGUGGAGUCCAUGACGAGGACAAGGUCGAGGUGGAUGAAGCAUCCACAAGUUAUGAGGGCUAUGAAAGCUUUCCACCCGACCUUGAUGCGCUUUUGGAGAAGGACCCGUUUGCGGCUCUUUGCCAAGCCAAGGCCAAACCAUCGGCGAUCCCUCUUGGUGGAUGCGAUGGUGGUAAAUCAAUGAUGCACUACAUGGUGUGGGGCAAAGAGAAAGAAGGAGAAGGAAAGAAGGAGAGGUCUCAUGGGUGGAGCCUCAAAGUCAAUCAAGUUCAUGAGCCCUCAAUAAUGGAUUCUUCCAAUCUCGUGACCUGAGAUUUCACCUCACCGACGAGAACCUCAACUUCAAGGAGGUUCUUGGGUGGACCGAAACUUGAGGAGCAAUCGUCUGACUCACGAUGUUAAAGAAGCACUUGGUGGGAGGCAACCCAUCGACCAUCGAUUUGUUUGAUUUCCGCUCCAAUAAGAAGACCAUUGAAGA